AUGUCGAAUGUACUCAGGCCGUAUCUUGCCGCAGUGCGUUCGACGCUGACUGCUGCUCUCACCUUGGAGAACUUCUCGUCUCAGAUAGUUGAACGCCACAACAAACCGGAGGUCGAGGCCGGUGGGUCCAAGGAAGUGCUCCUCAACCCUCUCAUUAUAUCGCGAAAUGAAAAUGAGCGGGUCUUAAUCGAACCGUCGAUCAAUUCCAUCCGGCUUAGCAUCAAGAUAAAGCAAGCUGACGAGAUUGAGCGGAUCCUGUGCCACAAGUUCACUCGUUUCAUGAUGCAGCGGGCAGAGAACUUCAUUGUAUUGCGGCGUAAGCCAGUUCAGGGUUACGACAUCUCCUUCUUAAUCACCAACACCCACACGGAGACUAUGCUGAAGCACAAGGUUGUGGAUUUCAUCAUACAAUUCAUGGAAGAAGUAGAUAAGGAAAUAAGCGAAAUGAAGCUAUCUCUCAACGCCCGUGCCCGCAUAGUGGCCGAGUCCUACUUGACUGCGUUCAAUUCAUAA
Messenger RNA from Pleurotus ostreatus (oyster mushroom), 513 nucleotides. It is a transcript of the gene ARC19, whose product is annotated as Arp complex subunit. Gene Ontology annotation, biological process: Arp2/3 complex-mediated actin nucleation; actin filament polymerization. Lineage: Eukaryota; Fungi; Basidiomycota; Agaricomycetes; Agaricales; Pleurotaceae. Bases 1 to 513 code for a protein of 170 amino acids. The transcript has 7 exons. Gene Ontology annotation, cellular component: Arp2/3 protein complex; actin cytoskeleton. Gene Ontology annotation, molecular function: actin filament binding. The record is from RefSeq and is a predicted model, not a curated record.